AUGCUGCCCUCGAACCAUCAUUGCGAACACGGGGUGCUUUUGUUGUUAAUGUCGAAUCUCUCUGCGCCCUGUCCAAUAUCGCGGAAGUCUCGUUACGCCACCAUGUCGCUCAUUAGCGAUACAGACUUCCUGAUACACAGUCUGAGACUUUCGUACCUGCGAGACGUCGACGACCCGUAUGGUCCGCGAGUAAUCUCCCUCAACCCUUCCUACCAAUCGAACCCAUACAUCCUUGCCGCUUCCCUUGGCGACCCCGAGCGAUGGCCACAAUUAACCCUCCCAACAAGCCCAAACUUGAGCGAAGACGAACAGGAGCGACCGCAUGGGUUUCCUGGAGCUCGCCUCAAGCACACUGAGACGAUUAUGGGCGGCCGGACAGGUGGCCUUGGAUUGCGUGUUAAUGCAAAGCGAGCAUCGACAUCCAAGCGUGCAUCCGGAACUCCUCGUCAGCUGGACGUGAAGAACUUCCUGUCGGAGAAUGCCCCCGUCCAGGAAGCGGACGGCGUCACAGUGCCUAUCGCGAAGAGCGUCGCUCGGUCCGAUCCUGGAGACAGUUGGAUUAAGAUCCAAGAUUCCGACAAAGAGGGCAGCAGCUCUCCUGAACCGACGGUGCAGAUCCAGCAAGCCACCGCUCCAGAAGAGCCGCCUGUCGCCAAGGUCGUCCAGUUCAUCCCAAGAUUCCGAGGGGCAGAACAGAUGGAGGCGCGUCGACAGCUUCGUAUGGCGGCACGUAGACGUCCAGGAGGUCCUGUUGCUGCACCACCGCCCCAGCAAAACCUUAGUUUCGAUUCCUCUUCCGAAGAGGAAGUCGAAAUUCCGGUCAUCAGUGAGGGUUCUUCAGACGAGUUUGACGACGAUGGGGCGGCAGCGGGCGACGAGAUGGAUGAGGGCGAUGAAUUCGAUCCCGAAUUUGCUGCCACCCGUAUUACAGGAACUUCAGACAGCGCAUCAGACGUUACCUCUCUCUUUUCCGCAACCAGCUCUAUGCCAACAUCCUCCGCCGUGUCUUCCUCUCAUACCAAUAACAGAACAAGAGCUCGAUUGAGUCCCGUUUCAGAACAUGCCGGUCGCGCCCACCGUGCCCACUCUAACACGAAACACGAAGAUGGCCAGCCAGCCAAACGACCUGACGGACUUGUAGGUCCAUCACGAUCUCGAGGCGACAGCACCUCCAGCCCGAACGCACAGGCCACCUCCCAAGCGCCUUCCUCUUCUGACGCUAUUAUAUUUACACGAAAGAAGGUCACGCCUAUCAAGCCUCUUAAGUCGAGCCUUUCUGCGAUGCUGGCAUCCUCCGGCGGCUCCUCCAACCCCUUCGCAGAGAUGUAUGCAGCAAUUUCGGGCAGAGGGGAAUCGGCAUCGACAAAUGUGCAGCUGUACUUCCCUCAUGCACGAGAACCCGCAGGCAAGGCCAUGGAUUUGAACGUGCGACGAGACGCGACUGUGGAGGAGGUUAUAGGCUUUGCUCUGUGGAAUUACUGGGAGGGAGGCUGGCUACCUAAGCUGAAUGAGGGCUUGAGUGGUGAGGAUGAUCCCAAGUGGGCAACACGUGUUUCUGCAGUUGGUUGGAUCUUGAGGAUUGCAGAGGAAGAUGGAGAGGUAGACGACGAUUUCCCCCCCCCAGAUCGGACGGGCAAGAUCACGAAGUUCAACUCAGAUGCGUAUGCCAUCUUGGAGGCUACGCCAACGCAGGUUCAACAAAACCAGAUGCUGGAAACCAAAAUCCAGCGUCGGCCCUCGCGUACCGCGAAGAAACCCGAGAAGCUCAAUCUGCCCAAUCCCAAUCUACCUGUUCUCGCGCCUGGAAGUGCAGUGUACGGUUCGACCCUUGGUUCAGUGCUGUCAACGUCCUUGGGCCCAUCAUCAAGUCAUGGCCCGCAGAUAUUCUUGCGUAUUAGGGUCGCUGAUACUGCUGAUGCUGUUCACAUCUCCACAACAAUACCAGUAUCUGCCGGGAUGUACAUGCAAGAAGCCCUCGAGCUUGUAUGCAGGAAACGCAAGCUUGCAAACCCAAACGACUACGCGCUGUUGCUUGCUGAUAGGAGCAUAUUGAUACCAUUGGAUCGGACAGUUGCAAGUCUCCAAGGAAAGCGGGAGCUCCUGCUCGUAAAAAGGAGUAUGCUACCACAGAUGGGCGCUGAUAUCUUGAAAGGAAUCGGGAGGACUACAGAUCCAAAUGCAUCUAUCUUCAAGAGGAUGUCCGAUACACCAGAACAACAGUACUCCUCUGCGCUCGACUAUACUGCUGCUUACAAGAAAUAUACUAUCUACCGCAAGAUACCUAUGCUCGUCACCCGGCAAGAGCGUAAACUGGCCAUUGAUGGAGUCUACAUCCACAUUAUGCCGUCUGCAAACAAGGCAAAAGGAAUGUUUGAGAGUGGCCGGACGUCAUCGUUCCACAUCAAGAGUAUCGCAGACUGUCAGCAGAGUGCGAAGACAUCGGCGAUAUUCAAGCUGGUCUUGAACCGGGCCGCAGGGAACAAGAGGUAUGAUUUCGAAGCAGAGAGUCCAAAACUGGCGGCGGAGAUUGUCCAAACUAUUAAGAAUCUCAAGGCUGCUUUGGAACGCUCUGGUACUGUAAAUAAAUCAAGGAGGAGCCGUCAGGUCGUCUAA
This is a messenger RNA of Cyclocybe aegerita, 2613 nucleotides long. The record is from the annotation of a GenBank genome assembly. Lineage: Eukaryota; Fungi; Basidiomycota; Agaricomycetes; Agaricales; Hemipholiotaceae.